AUGAGUGGAUUGGAUGUCGGUAGCAAGGAGGAAGAUGGUGUUUCGAGCUUUAAGAGGAGCAUGAGCAAGAUGGUUGCACUUGAGACAGAGUCUCUUGCAAGGAAAAACACAAAGGGGCCUGGAAACCUUGUUUCAAUAAGGGUUGACCGAAUAGAGGGGAAGAUGAAGAGUCCAGAGGGGAACUUUGUGGAGAUCAAGAAAAGGCUGUUUGAAGGUGGAAUGGAGGAAAACAGAAUCAUGAAUGGAGUAAAUGUAAGAUGCAUGGUUGAAAGCCUAAACGAAGAGGUGGCUGUGGAGUGUGACAAGGAGUUGAAUGAUGUAUGUAAUGGGGAGGUGAUGGAGAUUGAUACAAUAAAAACAAAUAGUGUGGAUAAUUCAAAAAUUGUUGAAGAGUACAAGGCAUGUAUGAAGCAAGUGAUGUGGAGUGAGGAACCCAUGUACAAGGAGGAGGGGUGCGUUGAUGAUUGUGAAGAGGAGGAGCGUCUUGAGAAUGCCAAAAGAAAGCUUCUUGCAGAGCUUGAUGACGAGAAGGAUGAAGCAAGUACAGAGAUGGUAAGUAUGGUGAUGCAUUCGAAGGAGAUGGUGCCUGCAGAAAUGAUUGAGCAGAAGGUGAUGUAUGUAGAUGUGGCACAGGAAGACCGUGAUGGAGAUAUGAAGCAGUACGGUAUAAACUGCAAUGUUCAUGUGUGUGAUGUGCACUAUAAGAUUCCUGACCUGUCUCGAGGUAGUAGGUCGUCGUCUCAGACAUCUAUUUGCACAAAUGAUACACAGGAGAGCGAAGGAAUGUAUGACUGCAAUGAUGAUAAAAAAGAAUGUACAGAAGCGGGGAAAGACAGUAUGGAUGAGUUUGUAGUAUAUCAGGAUCCUAAUGAGAAGCGAGAGGAGAAGGGAUGGUUCUCGAGGCUUUUUGCAUCUGUAUUCUCUACAUGUUGCUUUCAAGACUGA
Ordospora pajunii is the source of this 945-nucleotide messenger RNA. RefSeq lists its product as uncharacterized. The coding region runs from base 1 to 945 and encodes 314 amino acids. Lineage: Eukaryota; Fungi; Microsporidia; Ordosporidae. The transcript has a single exon. The record is from RefSeq and is a predicted model, not a curated record.